AUGUCUCCGGAAGCCACUCCCCAUACACCUCCACAGGGCCUAGAUGCGGACUCUAGCUUGAAGAACCGGAAGAGUCGGCGCGACAAGCCUCGUCUAGAGCUCGCGCCAGAUCAACCUCUUACAACUCAAGGGCGACCCCGAGCACGGGUGUACGUGGCUUGCGUACAAUGUCGCUCUCGGAAAAUCCGAUGUGAUGGCGCAAAGCCUGCCUGUCAUAACUGCAUUCGACGUUCCAAGGCGACUGAUACAUGCUCCUAUGAUGCAGUUCCAAAACGUCGUGGGCCUGAUAAGGUUCCUGGGGCGAGACAGCGUAUGUCGCGGGGUGUCAGGGCUGACAGCGAAUCUGAUGUCGUUGCAGCCCGCCGCCGGAGGCGUAAGAGGCAUGACGAAGGGGAAAGUACAGGGUCUGGGGCUACGGAGGCAACAGUUGAAGGAGGCCUCAACCUUUCUGACCCCCUUAUGUCUGUCCUGGGCCCUCCUUUGGUUGGCAGUUCGCUCUCAGAUCAACCUCAGUUUUCUGACGAGAUUUCGAUUACCCCCUCCACCUUUCAAGGCGACUCCUUACCCCCGCUAGACCCGAUCGCCAUCUCAUCCUCAGCUACCAACUUAACUCAGGGGACACUAGCUGAUGUGCAGCAUCCUCACGUAAGCGUUGUUGAUGCUUACAUCACCCAGCUUCCAGACGAUGAUGAUGAAAGUGUGGACGAGAACAUUGUCAAUAUUACCGCCGAGCCAUCUCUUGACUUUACCCGCAAGACGUGGUGGGACUCUUUGCUUGCCUUGUACUCUUCGCCGAACGCUUUCCAUCUUCCUACCCUUAACCAGUCAGAACGUAACGACGCUAUGAAUCUGGUUACGAAUGACAUCCGUUUCUUGUUUCGUUCAACGAACUAUUGGUUCUCCUUCUUCCAUGUUCCCCACUUCCUAUCGUCAUACUUUGAUCCCGAGAAGCGGGAACGAAUGCAGCCUGCUCUGUUGCCUGCUAUGCUUAUGAUGGCUACGUUCUUGCAAAGCUCAGAGGCAGGUCUCGGAAAAAUAGGAAGGGCGAAAGCGUUUCGCCUUCGGGAUAUUGCUCAAGGUGCUCUGGAAGCUAGUUUCAAUGCUAGAUGGAUCGACGAAACUUUAGCUCAAGCUGCUUGGCUCUUGGCCAUGUUCGAAGUUUGCGCAGAUCCAUUUGAUGGUAAAACUCGGUCGGCGUCUGGAGUAAUGAUGCUUGAUACAAUCAUGCGCGCCCUUUCCUUGACUUUCUUAGACGUUGAUGAUCCGAAGACGUCGAAAUUCGCACCACGUUCAGUGCCAUCCGUUCCGACCACACACGACGCGUUGAUAGGCAUGCACUCUAUGGAAGCCUCUUUGCAGUCCAUGUCUGUUUAUCCCAUUGUAGGUGCGACCCAGACGUAUCACAGCAUGGGUUGCUCCUGCGCAUCCAUGUCUCUUGGCGAGCGUUGGCCUGGUUCUCACGAGUAUGCACCACUUUGGGUUUCGGCACCUGCAUGGGACGACACAUCCACCGAAAUUGAGCUACGGAAGGAAGUCUGCCGACGCGUAUGCUGGAGCUCACUUAUGCUUGCUGCCGGUCUUACGUCGUACAUAGCUUCAUCCAAUGGUGUACCUCCCGAUCUCUACCUAUCUGAGCCAUCUAAUUUUGCUCUGCUCUUUCCCGGGGAGACACCUAGCAAUAGCAGUUCGCUGUCGAUGGCUCUCACGUCGACGACCUCGGCCAAGGACAGUAUCUGGGCACUGAUUUAUCGUGCAAUGCUGCUGUGGCACAGCUGUCUUCGCGUGCGCCACAAUCCUAAUGUUUCAGACAAGGAGGCGGCGCAGUUUGGAGUAAACGCAUGGUUAGAGGCAGACGCUAUCGAACGAGCGUUGGAUGCGCAUACGUGUGGGAUGGAAAGGACGUUCUUGUUCCAAGGGCACGAGUACCUGUUCAAUGUGCGGACAUGCAUUGCGCAGGAAUUUCACAAAUUCAUUCCACCUAACGCCAUCCUCUCGACUGGGCUGUUCCAUCGGAAGAAAGCAGAAGAGUGGCUAUCUCACCAAGCGAAUCUCGCUCGGAGAGUGGUCGAUUCAAUGCAUACGUUGACCGGCCAAGCCACAAGCAAUCUCCACCUACGACCGUUCUUCAUCUUUUGGUUCAUGAGCCAAAUUGGGCGCUCGCUAAAUCUCUGGUAUCGAGAUCAGUCCCUGACUCUUGCUCUAGAUGUUGCGAUCGCGUUCCUUCAGCCGAUCGAUUAUCUGAAUGCUUUGUGGCCCCAUGAAGAGCAACGCCGUAAAUGUGAGAAGCUACGAAAUGAACUUGCCCAGUGUUGUGCGAUUGCGGGGCGGCCCCCGCCGCCGCAAUCGCCCUUCGACGCCACCACAAUGCGGCCUUCGACAAGCACUCUCUAA
Messenger RNA from Coniophora puteana RWD-64-598 SS2, 2391 nucleotides. RefSeq lists its product as uncharacterized. Gene Ontology annotation, cellular component: nucleus. Bases 1 to 2391 code for a protein of 796 amino acids. Lineage: Eukaryota; Fungi; Basidiomycota; Agaricomycetes; Boletales; Coniophoraceae. Gene Ontology annotation, molecular function: zinc ion binding; DNA-binding transcription factor activity, RNA polymerase II-specific. Gene Ontology annotation, biological process: regulation of DNA-templated transcription. The transcript is spliced from 10 exons. The record is from RefSeq and is a predicted model, not a curated record.